This is a messenger RNA of Leguminivora glycinivorella, 724 nucleotides long. RefSeq lists its product as uncharacterized. The record is from RefSeq and is a predicted model, not a curated record. The coding region runs from base 152 to 724 and encodes 190 amino acids. NCBI's taxonomy places the organism in Eukaryota, Metazoa, Arthropoda, Insecta, Lepidoptera, Tortricidae. Gene Ontology annotation, cellular component: nucleus. The transcript is spliced from 5 exons. Gene Ontology annotation, molecular function: zinc ion binding.
UGGAGUCGAUAUCCCUAAUUUUAUUCCAAUUAGCAAUCAAUAUGUGGCUGCUAUCUUUAUAUGAAUGGAAUGGCAGAAUUGGAUUUUAGAGUGUACUAUGUAUUAGCUAAAUCAUUUGUGUCAGUGCUAGCACAGUGUUUUAUAAGUAACAAUGGAAGAGUUACAUUCGUGUAGCUGUUGCCUGGUGCGACCGCCGGAGAGGGGGCUCAGAACACUGUAUAAACAUCUCGGCAAAACAGAAGUGUACCACGAGAUGCUGAAAGACUGCUUCGAUAUAAACCUAGGCAUAGGAAAUGAAGAGUGCGGGAUCUGCGAGGUGUGUGUGGGACGGCUGCGGGAUGCAAAUGACUUCAAGAUGCAAGUGAAGCGCAGCCAGGCUGAGUUGCAGUCCAGGUUCAAGGGUGUCAUCACUGCCAGUGAUAAACUCAAAAUCAAGUUGGAGAAAGCUGCUGGUGAAGAAAACAUUAUUGGUGACAUCAAGCUGGAGAAAUCUGAGGUGGAGAUGGCUGAUGGCGAGGUUGUGUCAGGUAUUAACAGUGCUGGAUUAAAAGUGUCGUCAAGGAAAAGACCACUAAGAAAACGGGGUAGAGGUAAACCUGUUACCAGAUGGGAAGACGAAAUAAAAAAUGUCGCCGGUCAAAACUGGAUGCAAAUAGCCCAGGAGAGAGACGAGUGGAAAACUCUGGAGGCCUUCACCUGCGAGGACGAGGUUCUUGGAAGAUAA